This is a messenger RNA of Hypoxylon trugodes, 609 nucleotides long. RefSeq lists its product as uncharacterized. Bases 1 to 609 code for a protein of 202 amino acids. Lineage: Eukaryota; Fungi; Ascomycota; Sordariomycetes; Xylariales; Hypoxylaceae. The record is from RefSeq and is a predicted model, not a curated record. The transcript has a single exon.
AUGCCUUCAUCAACGCUAUUGAUGGAUUAUAUCCCCCGAGAUGGAUUCAUAUGGCAAAACAAAGACAGGAUACCGACCUUGAAAGGACCCCUUGCUCGUACCAUCUGCAGAGAGAUGAAGCGCAGAGCCGGAAAGCGUCUCGAUAGAGGAAUCGCCACGAAACAGGUGGCCACCCUCUUCUACCGGGCGCAUGAUCUCAUUCAUCAAUGUCAAGAAAUGGGCCCCGAAGCUUUCUGGAGAGAGGUUGGUCAGAAAGCAAAGUGGGCCAAAGAUAUUGAGGGUGUCGAUCUCUACGAAUUUUCAAUUAAGGUCAUUGCGGCAAGACGUCGCUUUCACGCAUUUAAAGAUUGGGUCAUUGACGGCGGCAACGUAGGAAAGCACUCGGAUAAGCGUUUCUUCAAUGCCGCCAACGACGCGAUCGAUAAAUUCACAGGGGCACUGAAGAAGACGUACGGCCAACAUUCGGAGACUCGAAACUUGUAUUAUCCAAAGUGGACGGACGACCAGGGAGAAGAAUUAAGAGAAGGACUGCAGAAAAGCGACAGCCUGAUGAAUGAGGAGAUCGACGAUCUGCAGGAGGGCCGGAAAGAUGCGCCCUCAGCAGACUGA